UACUCUCGUUCUGUGAGAGAAACCCCCUCACAUUUUGUGUCGGUUAAUUUCAUUCCCGGGAUUUGUAUUUAUUUGGUUCCAGGAACUUUUUUAUUUGAAUUGGAAUCUGGAGUGGAGGCCGGAUUCGGUCCGGAGGUAGGGGGAAUGAUCCGGGACACGGGUACAUUGUUAUAAAUAAUUGUAUUUAUUCAAUGCUAUUCAGAGAGGCAUAGUGACUGACUCGCUGUGAAAGAGAGGGGGGAGAGAGGGAUAUCAUGGCCGCUAGCGUCGCCACUCUCAACACUAGCCCGCCAUCCGAACUUAAAAAGCCGGAUCGGGACCCACAGGAAGACUCGGCAGCGGGCGAAAAGCAGGAAAAUAAAGAGUCGGGACCAGACAGCGGAUCUCCAGCGCAGAAAGAACUGCAGGACGGGGCCGACGGUGGAAAUGUAGGGGGAGGAGGGGAUCCUGACAUGAAGAACGGGAACGGGAAUUCGUCUAGGGUGAACAAUAAUAAUAACCAGAAUGAUUCAGGGGGCGCUGAAGGUAAUAACCACCCGGGAAUAGCUCACCACCACCCGGGUACUUUUCCUCCACCUCCUUACGGUUAUAACCAGCCCUACAACCGGGCCCCUUUUCAUCAACAUGGCGGACAACAAAGCCCUGGCAUGGCAGCUGCAGCGGGGCCGGCAGUGCAGCCAGGCAGCAUGAUGGACCCAUACCCGCCCAAUUCGCAUGACCACGGCUUCCCCAACCACUUUAACAACUACAGCCCAUACCCAAAUCGGACUCCAUAUCAGGGCCAAGGCUACGGCAUGAGUUCCCCGCGCAACAACCAGCCCCCGACUGCUGGGGGGCAACCAGGCAAGCAACAGCCAACUGGAGGAACUACACCUAUGGUAGCCCCAUACAAUAAUCAGAGAUAUAACAUGGGAAACCCUCAACCAACCUCAACCCCGACUCUUAACCAGCUUCUAACCUCCCCCAGCUCUGCAAGGAGCUAUCAAAACUAUCCUCCAAGUGACUAUAACAACCCAGAAGGGGCUAGCAAGGGACCAGUAGACAUGGGAAGCACUAGUCAGUAUGGAGGGGGCCAUCCGGCUUGGCAACAAAGAAGCCACCAUCCAUCUCCAAUGAGCCCGGGAAACUCGGGACAACCACUUAGCAGAAACCAGCCUCCAAGUCCGAUGGACCAGGUGGGGAAGAUCAGGGGGCAGCACUACAGUUCGGCCAACCCGUACGCCCAGGGGCAGGGCCCUCCGACCGGGCCCUCGCAGGGGCCCCAGUACCCGGGCCAGGCCUACGGGCCUCCGGGCGCACAGAGGUACCCGCUGGGCAUGCAGGGCCGCACGCCGGCGGGCAUGGGCUCCAUGCAGUACGGCCAGCAGAUGGGAGGAUACGGACAGCACGGCCCACACGGCCCCCAUGGCCCAGGCCCCUACAGCCACCAGGGUCAGGCCGCAGGCUACUACGGCCAGCAGGGCCCCCCAUCACAUGGCCCCCAGCAGCAGCAGUCCCCGUACCCCCAAACCCCCCACGGCUCUGGUCCCCCAGGCCAGCCACCCUACUCGCAGCAGCAGCAGCAGCCGCAGCAGCAGCAGCAGCAGCAGCCCCCAUCAGCCGCCCACGGCCCCCAUGGACCCCAGGGGGGGCCCUACUCCCAGGCCCAGGGUCCCAUGCAGGGGCCUCCCCAGGGCCAGCCGCCCUUCCCUCACGGGCACCCCCACGGGCACGGCCCACACCCUCACCCCCACUCGCAGCCCCCGCAGGCUCAAGCGGGCCAUCCGCCAGGCCACCCGCAGUUUGGGCAGUCGCAGCCUCAGCCUCAGCCUCAGCCGCAAGGGCCCGGUGCCCAACCCAACCCCCAGGGGCCGCAGUCCCAGCAGCCCAACUACCCGCAGCAGCAACCCGGCCCUGGUCCCACCCCUCAACAGCAACAGCAGCCCCAACAAACGCAGCAGCAACAACAACAACAACAACAACAACAGCAACAACAGCAGCAACAACAACAACAACAGCAGCAGCAGCAGCAAACUGCAUCACAGCAGCAGCAGCCCCAGCCCCAGCCCCAAGGACCCCCUCAACCACAACAGCAGCAGCAGCAGCAGCAGCCACCACAGUCGCAGCAGCAAACGCCGGGUCCUCCGCAGCAAUCCCAGCAGCCCCCGGGGCAGGGGCACGGGCACGGGCCGGGCUCUCAGGGUCAGCCUUCCCCCUACUCCCAGACCCCUCCCUUGCAGCAGCAGCAGUCUCCCUUCCAGCGCUUUGUACCUCCAUCACAGGAGCUCUCCCAGGACUCCUUCAGCUCCCAGUCCAGUGCUCCCCCCUCCAGCCAGCCGCUGGCCCCCAGUAAGGGAGGUGCGGAGGACAGCAUGCAGGGCCGACCCUCCAGCCUGCCGGAUCUGUCGGGCUCAAUAGACGACCUCCCGACGGGCACGGAGGGCGCCCUGAGCCCUGGCGUGAGCACGUCGGGCGUGUCCAGCAGCCAGGGCGAGCAGAGUAACCCGGCGCAGUCGCCCUUCUCCCCCCACACCUCGCCACACCUGCCGGGCAUCCGUGGGCCCUCGCCCUCCCCCUCCGGCUCCCCUGCCAGUGCCAGCGCAUCCCGCUCCGGACCGCUCUCGCCCGCCGCUGUGCCAGGAAACCAGAUGCCCCCCAGGCCUCCUAGCGUGCAGUCGGACGGCAUGCUCCACUCCUCCAUGAACCAGCCACCGAUGGGGCAGGACCGGGUCUACAUGAGGAACCCUCAGAUGCCUCCAUACGGCUCGCCUCAGUCUGGCUCUGCCUUAUCUCCUCGCCAGUCCUCGGGAGGCCAGAUGCAUGCUGGGAUGGGUCCCUACCCACAGAACAACUCCAUGGGUAACUACGGCCCGCAGGGAGGCCAGUAUGGCCCGCAAGGUUAUCCCAGAGGACCCGCUGGCUACGCUGGCAUGCCCAACGCCAACUACGCCGGCCCGGGCAUGGGAGGCUCCAUGAACCCCAUGGCUGCGCAGGGCGGAGGGGGACCCUACGGGGGUAUGCACCCAGGGCGGAUGGGCCCGGGGCAGAUGGGCGCUCGGCCCUACGGCCCUGGCAUGGGCCCCAACAUGGCCGGCAUGCCCCCGCAGGUGCCCUCGGGCAUGGGCCCGCCCCAUGGCAUGAACAGGAAGCCACAGGACGCACCGGGAGCCGCGAUGCAUCAUGGUCCUCCCACUAACUCCAUACACAGGCCGCCAGGCUACCCGCAAGGCAUGCCGCAAGGCAUGAUGGGACCUGGGUCCCCGUACUCCGCACCCCUCAACAGCAUGCAGGGGAUGAUGAACCAGGGAGGGCCCUACCCCAUGGGGGGCAACAUGGCCAACAACACCCCAGGCAUGGCACCCAGCCCAGAGUUUGGUAUGGACGUGAAGAUGAACCAGGCCCCGAAGAUGAACAACAAAGUCGAUGGCACCCCUAAGACUGAGUCUAAAAAGGUAUCGUACAACGAAGUGGACGCCACCCCCAAGACCAAGCCGAAAAAGAAGUCCAACUCGUCCACCACCACCAACGAGAAGAUCACGCGGCUGUACGAGCUGGGCCCGGAGCCCGAGAGGAAGAUGUGGGUGGACCGCUACCUGGCCUUCAGCGAGGAGAAGGCCCUGGGCAUGACCAACCUGCCCGCUGUCGGACGCAAGCCCCUGGACCUCUACCGCCUCUAUGUCUCCGUCAAGGAGAUUGGCGGACUCACACAGGUGAACAAGAAUAAGAAGUGGCGUGAGCUGGCCACCGCACUCAACGUGGGCACGUCCAGCAGCGCUGCCAGCUCCCUGAAGAAGCAGUACAUCCAGUGCCUGUACGCCUUCGAGUGCAAGAUCGAGCGCGGCGAGGACCCGCCACCCGACAUUUUCACUGACAACAAGAAGAACCAGCCCAAGAUCCAGCCACCAUCCCCAGCGGGCUCAGGAUCUCUCCAGGGCCCCCAGACGCCCCAGUCCACUAGCAGCUCCAUGGCAGAGGGUGGAGACCUCAAGCCCCCCACUCCCGCCUCCACCCCCCACCCUCAGAUGCCCCCCAUGCCAGGAGUCAGGAGUAGUGUAAAUCUGCAGGACCCCUUUGCUGAUGGCGGAGACCCAGCCUUCCCCCGACGAAACUCCAUGACGCCCAACUCGGGCUUCCAGCCUGGCAUGGGCGGCCCGGGCAUGGGCAUGGGACCUUACGAGCCCAACAAGGACCCCUUUGGUGGCAUGAGGAAAGCUGGGGAGCAGUUCAUGGGUCCCAACCAGGGCCCCAACACCCCCAUGGGGGAGCAGUUCAACCGUGGCCCCCCAGGACCCAUGGGAAACAUGCCCAUGGCCCAGAGGCAGCAGUACCCCUACGGCCCAGGAUACGACCGAAGGCCAGAGGCAGGCAUGGGUCCUGAUGGGGCCAUGGGCCCGGGCUCUGCUCAGCCCAACAUGAUACCUCCCAAUGCCGACACGGGGAUGUACUCACCUAACCGGCCCCCACACCAGCAGAGGCAUGAUUCCUAUGGUAAUCAGUACCCUGGCCAAGGCCCGCCCCCUGGUGGCCCAUACCCAAAUCAGCAGCCGGGAAUGUAUCCACAGCAACAGCCGAACUACAAGCGGCCAGUGGACGGAGGCUACGGCCCCCCGGCGAAGCGGCACGAAGGCGAGAUGUACAACGUGCCGUUCAGCGGCGGGCAGCAGCAACAGCCUCCCCAGGGACCUCCCCAGGGCCCCCCCAAUGCCCCCCAGUCCCAGCAGGAGAUGUUCAACCAGUACAACCAGUUCCCAGGCUCCGAGCGCCGGCCCGGGGGACCACAGAACCAGUUCCCCUUCCCCUUCGGACGGGAGCGGGGUCCACCGACUGGCGGCAGCAGCGGUGGUGGAGGAGGGGGUGGCCCGAACGCCCAGCCUUCGAUGCCCCCUCAGAUGAUGUCUUCUGGGCCCGACGGCCCGCAGGGUGCCAUGUGGCAGGGGCGUAACGACAUGAGUUACCCCAACUACCCCAACCGGCAAGGCCCGCCAGGCAUGCCAGGGCAAGGCCCGGGGUACCACGGGAUGAACCGCUCGGAGGACAUGAUGCCGUCGGAGCAGCGCAUGAACCACGAGGGCCAGUGGCCUCCCCACAUGAGCCAGCGCCAGCCCCCGUACGGGCCCGGAGGCGCCGGACCGCCCGUCUCGCGCUCCCUGCAGCCCAGCUUCCAGAACCAGAACCACAUUCCGCAGGUGUCCAGCCCGGCGCCCAUGCCUCGGCCCAUGGAGAGCCGGACGUCGCCCGGCAAGUCCCCCUACAUGCACCCGGGGCCGGCCAGCAUGAAGAUCCAGAAGGCCGGGCCCCCCGUGCCCGCCUCUCACAUCGCACAGCCCCCCGCGCAGCCGCCACUCAUCAGGAGAGACGUGGCGUUCCCGCCUGGAUCCAUAGAGGCCACCCAACCGGUCCUCAAGCCACGCCGCAGGCUCACCACCAAAGACAUCGGAACACCAGAGGCGUGGAGAGUGAUGAUGUCACUGAAGUCCGGCCUGUUAGCUGAGAGCACGUGGGCCCUGGACACCAUCAACAUUCUACUGUAUGACGACAACAGCAUCACUACCUUCAACCUCUGCCAGCUUCCUGGUUUCCUGGAGCUGGUGGUGGAGUAUUUCCGGCACUGUCUCAUCGAGAUCUUCGGCAUCCUGAAGGAGUACGAGGUGGGAGACCCGGGCCAGCGCACCCUCAUUGACCCCAACGCCGCCGACCCCGACCUCUCGGACAACGAGCUGGAGGACAUGGAGGACCUGGACGAGGACGAGGAGGAGGAAGAGGACGAUGUGCGAGAGGAGAAGAGCAGCGCUGCUGACGUCACGUCAACAGAAGUCGAGGUCAAACAGGAGAAGGACGAGUCCGAAAAUGACGACGCGCACGAAAAGAAAGAGGAAAUCGAGACGCCGUCAUUGCCAUCAUCGACGUCGUCAUCGUCGUCCAAAGAGCCCCGCGCGUCCAGCCCCUCAGCCCAGGACGGCAACACUACUCAGGAGAGGCCCAAGCAGGCCAGCAAGUUUGACAAGCGCCCCAUCAAGGUGGUGCGGAAGAGAAACCCGUUCGCCGCCAGCCGGGCCUCCAAGCUCGGCCAUCGGCAGUCGUUCGACAGCGGCCUCCUCCACUGGAGCGCCGGGGGCGGGGACACCACUGACCACAUCCAGACGCACUUCGAGAUCAGGUCCGACCCGCUGGCGUCACGGAAACGGCCAAACGCCUGUGCCGGUCAGAAGCGGAAGAGAGUGACCGAGAACGAUGUUGGGACAACGGUGACCGCGACGCCAACGGCAGCAGCAACGCCAACAACGUCAACGACAGACCAGUCGAGCGAAGAGUCCUCUGGGAAGAAGCUGCCCGCCGAGGAGAAACCAGAGCAGCAGGAGAAAGCCAAAAGCUCCUCCGCCGAGACGGCUUCGUGCAACGCCGACAGGAGUCCAGCGGCCUCCACGAGCGCGCCCAGCACCCCGAGCCCUGCUGACCACGUCGUCCUCUCCUCGCGCCACAAGUCCGGAGACGACAGCGCCCCGGCGGGAGGGCUCACCGGAAGCCGCGGCGCUCCCGACGACAAGAAAGACGCUCCCGCGGCGACGCUCGCGCUCCCCUCCGGCCGCUGGACGCCGCGGUCCGCCAGCCGCGUGCCCGUCCUGGAGGACGAGCCGCACAGCAAGGACGAGACGCCGCUGGGCACGCUGUCCGACUGGCAGGACUCGCUGGCGCGCCGCUGCAUCUGCGUGUCCAACAUCGUGCGCAGCCUGUCCUUCGUGCCGGGCAACGACCACGAGAUGUCCAAGCACCCCGGCCUGCUGCUGGUCCUGGGCCGCCUCGUCCUGCUGCAGCACUGGCACCCCGAGCGCAAGCAGGCGCCCGUCACCUACGAGAAGGAGGAGGAGGAGGACGAAGGCGUGAGCUGCGAGCGCGACGAGUGGUGGUGGGACUGCCUGGAGGCGCUCCGCGAGAACUGCCUGGUGACGCUGGCCAACAUCUCGGGCCAGCUGGACCUCUCCGUCUACCCCGAGAGCAUCUGCCUGCCGCUGCUGGACGGGCUGCUCCACUGGGCCGUGUGCCCGUCGGCCGAGGCCAUGGACCCGUUCCCGUCGCUGGGCCUGGGCGGGGAGCUGUCGCCGCAGCGGCUGGUCCUGGAGACGCUCAGCAAGCUGAGCAUCCAGGACAACAACGUGGACCUGAUCCUGGCCACCCCGCCGUUCGGCCGCCUGGAGAAGCUCUUCGGGACGCUGGUGCGGCUGGUGGGCGAGCGCAAGGUGCCCGUGUGCCGCGAGAUGGCGGUGGUGCUGCUGGCCAACCUGGCGCAGGGCGACAGCAUGGCGGCGCGCGCCAUCGCCGUGCAGAAGGCCAGCGUGGGCAACCUGCUGGGCUUCCUGGAGGACAGCCUGGCCGCAACGCAGUUCCAGCAGAGCCAGGGGGCGCUGGUGCAGCACAUGCAGGCCCACUUGGAGCCCACCAGCGUGGACAUGAUGCGGCGGGCGGCCCGGGCGCUGCACGCUCUCGCCCGCGUAGACGAGAACCACUCGGAGUUCACACUGUACGAGUCGCGGCUGCUGGACAUCUCCGUGUCGCCGCUCAUGAACUCGCUGGUAUCGCACGUCAUCUGCGAUGUCCUGUUCCUUGUCGGCCAGUCGUGACGGCUGGGGGUUUAAACGCCUUUUCUGCCUCAGACGCCUCCUGCUCCCGCCACCCCCCACCCCCACCCCCACCCCAAAGCUCCACCUUCUCCGUAGGAUUAUUUUUGUUUUUGGUUUACCUUCUGCCACCUGUGUGUCUGCUCGAGUGAGUGAAUGAAUGGAGAAAACAGCAGAAAAUGACUGUCGUAUUUUUUUUUUUUGUUCCCGUUUUUUAUUUAUGCAAAGUCACCUCGGAUUCCACUGACCUAUCCCUGAACCCCUCAUCCCACCUGUCUCACUGAUUUUUGGCCUCUCUAAAGGAGCAAUUUCAUGAAGUAGUUGUGGAUUUCCAAAUUGCUUCCCAACACACACACCCCUCCCCUCCAUUCUUAAAAGGAGAGACUGUAAAGUCAAAACGACCUAAACAAGACCCACCCCAGCUUGGACGAGUGUACUGCCCUUUGAGAAGUACUGACAUUUUUAUAUAAAGAGAGAAAAGAAAAACUAGAUUUAACAAAAUUCAACAAAAAUGCUCAAAAAAAAACCUGAAACAAAAACCAACACAAAAACUGUAACCAAAGUUGCCGUCUUGUUUACAGUGAGUCUGGGAGGGGGGAGGGGUGAUUGAUUCUCCUCAAAGGCAGGGGCAACUAUGGGGCAGGGGGCAACGGGACUGGACAGAGGGGGGUAUUGGAGCGCAGGGGUUUUUCUUUUCCGGUUCUGGUGCGGAGCCUGGACUGACUCGCAGAACCCUCCUGUGAGCAAACGUUGCUGUAAGAAGAACUCCCCUGCGUCGGGCCGCUUGGGGCGCCAGGCCGUCGCCUGGGAAACGGGACGUGUGAACAGAUGUGUACACGGGGAGACUUGUGCAGUAGCUUGUAGGACGUUUUAUUUUCUUUCUUUCUUUCUUUUUUUUUCGUACUGUACACCUUAAAAAAAAAGAAAGAAACGAGAAAAAAACUGGUAACAUACUGUAAUAAUACUGUUUCACACUGAGAUACGCUGGCUUGGCAGCAAAAGAAGAAGAAAAAGAAAAAAAAAAGAAUCCUGUAGUUUUUAAAAACUGAUUUUAGUUGAUGUCGAGAGAGAGAGAGAUUGAAAAAAAGGCUUUUCCCCCAAAGUGUCGUGAACCUACAACACCCGUACCUCUUCUCUCUAUCCCUCGAUGACUUGACCCUCAAUGAAAUCACCUCUUAGGACUGGUCUUUGGCGCUAGAUGCAGUCCAGGCUGCAAUGUAUAUAAAACGAUGUUGUAUAUUUGACAUCCUUUUUGCUCUACUUCCUCACAUCUCUGGCACGCUCUUCUUAUGCACCACUUCAUCUUGAUUCAUUUCUUUUCUUUGUUUUUGUUCAUCAUUCAUUCUUUUUUUUUCUGUUUUUUUUGAACGAAUAAAAAGGCUUAACUCAAAACAAGUCCCACUUUCCUCCCCUAUGUCGUCAUUGCGUAUUGCCAUGUGAUCUUUCUAACGCUUCCUGUGUCAGGCCUAUGGUGAUAGUGUUGGUCGUGGUGAUGGUGGGGGGGGAGGAGGAGGAGGAGAGGUAGGGGUAGGGGGGUUGUACAGCUGCUGUUCAUUGCAACCCCCAAAACCUGCUAGCCACCCCCCCGCCCCCCCUCCCAAAAAAAGCAGAUCAAGUUAUCAAGUUUUGACUCGUCGCCAGGGCAAAGGCGUGUGGAGCAGGAUAUCAGCUAGUUCACCACUGCAGGAGUCAGACCUCUCCAUUGGGUGGAGAGGUCCGAUCGAAUGAUUUUAUUUACUCCCCCCCCCCCCCCCCCCCCCCCCUGUGACAUGGAUUACGCAUAUUUGUAUUUCAGACAAUGUAGCUAAAACCUUGAUGUAAAUUCCUUUUUUUUUGUUUUUGUUUUCUUUUUUUGGGGCUUAAUGAAUAUCAUUUAUUCAGUAUGAAAUCUUUAUACUAUAUGUUCCACGUGUUAAGAAUAAAUGUACAUUAAAUCUUGGUAAGACGC
Sardina pilchardus (European sardine) is the source of this 9540-nucleotide messenger RNA. RefSeq names its product AT-rich interactive domain 1Ab (gene arid1ab). Lineage: Eukaryota; Metazoa; Chordata; Actinopteri; Clupeiformes; Clupeidae. The record is from RefSeq and is a predicted model, not a curated record. Gene Ontology annotation, cellular component: SWI/SNF complex; nBAF complex; nucleoplasm. Gene Ontology annotation, molecular function: DNA binding; nucleosome binding. The coding region runs from base 255 to 7595 and encodes 2446 amino acids. The transcript has 20 exons. Gene Ontology annotation, biological process: positive regulation of DNA-templated transcription; chromatin remodeling; regulation of transcription by RNA polymerase II.